AUGUUUUUCAGAAAACAAAACCUUCCGUCUUCAUGGACGAAAAAAGAAAAACACAACAAAAGUACUCACAAAUACACCCUCUUCUUCUUCCUCUUCCUCUUUGUCUGGUUUCUCGUACUUCUCUUCUGGUUCCCACCAAACCGAAACGUCAAAAUCGACGUUAACAAAGCCAAAGUUUCAUGUAAUAUAGCAAAUUUCUCGGUCUACGUGUACGACAUGCCGACCGAGUUCAACGUGGGCCUUGUGGAAGACUGCCGCCACCUUAACAUCUACACCGACAUGUGUCCCCACGUCGCCAAUAACGGGCUGGGCCAGCCCAUUUCUCCAUUGGGCUCUCCGGCCGAGACCACCUGGCCCAGCUGGUUCGCCACCCACCAGUUCAUCGCCGAGAUGAUCUUCCAUGCGCGCGUGGAGAAUCACCCCUGCCGCACUCGCGAUCCCCGACGCGCCUCCCUCUUCUACGUCCCCUUCUACGGUGGCCUCCACGCUUCGAGCAAGUUCCGCGAGCUUAAUCUGACGGCCCGCGACGCUCUAGCCGUCAGAUUGGCUGACUUUGUCCAAAGCCAGCCGUGGUGGAAGAAGAAUGACGGAAGGGACCACUUCAUCGCCCUAGGGAGGACCGCAUGGGAUUUCAUGCGCUCCGAUGACGCUCCCGAUUUCGGCGCUAAUUGUCUGCUAAACUUACCGACGUUGACGAACAUGUCGGUGAUGACAGUCGAGAGAAACCCAUGGAAAGGCGCUAACCAGCACGGGAUCCCCUACGCUUCCUACUUCCACCCCUCCACGUGGCAGGAGAUGUCUACGUGGCAAAACAACAUUAAACGGGCCUCGCGGCCCAAUCUAUUCUCAUUCAUCGGCGGGCCCAGAAAUGGACUGGAGAAAGCGGCCAUAAGAGACCGGCUUAUAAGUCAAUGCGCCGGUUCGAAUCGGUGCGAGCUUCUGCAAUGCGGUCCGGGCCACUACAAGUGCCACGAACCGGGUCAGGUUUUAGGCGUGAUGAGCCGGUCCGUGUUCUGCCUCCAAGCGCCGGGCGACUCGUUCACCCGGCGGUCCACGUUUGACUCAGUCCUGGCCGGCUGCAUUCCGGUUUUUUUCUCGCCGCACACGGCUUAUACGCAGUACAAGUGGUUUUUCCCGGAGGACAAGAGAGAGUACUCGGUUUUCAUCGACGAGAAGAGCGAGGAGAGUACGAGGAUUGAGGAUGUUUUGGCGAGGAUUCCUAGAGAGAGAGUGGAGAGAAUGAGAGAGAAAGUGGUGGAACUGAUCCCGAGGGUAACAUACGCACACCCGAACGCGACGGACUUGUGGUUCGACGACGCCGUUGACGUCGCGCUUGCCUCACUUGCCAAGCACGUUAGGGAAAACCUAUAAUUGGUAGUUGAUAAAAAUAUACGAUUUAUUUAUCACAUCAUUGAUUAUUUUUAUUUGUUUUGAAAAAUAAUUGCAUUGUUUUCAUCGAAAAACCUCCUGGAUUACUAAAGGAUUAAGCAGGAAAGGAGUUUUUUAUUCCAAUUAGUAGUUGUUUGUUGACUUAUUGACUAAUAUCACAUGCUGUACCGCCAAUCCCGGCUUAAUAUUUUGAUUUUCUUUGUAUAAAGAGAUUUUUCUAUAAUUUUGUAGGAA
Morus notabilis is the source of this 1623-nucleotide messenger RNA. Its product is annotated as probable xyloglucan galactosyltransferase GT17. NCBI's taxonomy places the organism in Eukaryota, Viridiplantae, Streptophyta, Magnoliopsida, Rosales, Moraceae. The coding region runs from base 1 to 1371 and encodes 456 amino acids. The transcript has a single exon. Gene Ontology annotation, molecular function: glycosyltransferase activity. The record is from RefSeq and is a predicted model, not a curated record.